AUGGCACUUACACGCACCGAUGAAAUAAAUGAAUUGAAGAGAAAAAUGGCACUUACACGCACCGAUGAAAUAAAUGAAUUGAAGAGAAAAAUGGCACUUACACGCACCGAUGAAAUAAAUGAAUUGAAGAGAAAAAUGGCACUUACACGCACCGAUGAAAUAAAUGAAUUGAAGAGAAAAAUGGCACUUACACGCACCGAUGAAAUAAAUGAAUUGAAGAGAAAAAUGGCACUUACACGCACCGAUGAAAUAAAUGAAUUGAAGAGAAAAAUGGCACUUACACGCACCGAUGAAAUAAAUGAAUUGAAGAGGAAAAUGGCACUUACACGCACCGAUGAAAUAAAUGAAUUGAAGAGAAAAAUGGCACUUACACGCACCGAUGAAAUAAAUGAGUUGAAGAGAAAAAUGGCACUUACACGCACCGAUGAAAUAAAUGAAUUGAAGAGAAAAAUGGCACUUACACGCACCGAUGAAAUAAAUGAAUUGAAGAGAAAAAUGGCACUUACACGCACCGAUGAAAUAAAUGAGUUGAAGAGAAAAAUGGCACUUACACGCACCGAUGAAAUAAAUGAAUUGAAGAGAAAAAUGGCACUUACACGCACCGAUGAAAUAAAUGAAUUGAAGAGAAAAAUGGCACUUACACGCACCGAUGAAAUAAAUGAUUGA
Saccoglossus kowalevskii is the source of this 666-nucleotide messenger RNA. RefSeq lists its product as uncharacterized. NCBI's taxonomy places the organism in Eukaryota, Metazoa, Hemichordata, Enteropneusta, Harrimaniidae. The record is from RefSeq and is a predicted model, not a curated record.